CUGAUGACUGCCUGCCUGGCUGUGCUCUCCGCUCCGGACAUAGUGCUGUAAAAAUGCUGCUCUCUGUGCCGCCAAGGACAGGAUUCAACCCAUACAACGGCUAUACCAGCAGACUUAGUAAAAAGCCGACGUAUGUGUCCUCCAGCCACCAGAUGGCUCCACCCAGCCCCAACCACACCACCACCAGCAGCAGCAGUAGCGGCAGCCUCAGUGGAGAGCAGCUGAGCAAAACUAACCUCUACAUCCGCGGCCUCCAUCCGGGAACCACAGAUCAGGACCUGGCCAAACUGUGUCAGCCGUAUGGGAAAAUUGUGUCCACAAAAGCCAUCCUGGACAAGACCACUAACACAUGCAAAGGCUAUGGCUUUGUAGACUUUGACAGUCCGUCAGCGGCACAGAAAGCAGUGACAGCACUGAAGGCUGGUGGAGUCCAGGCUCAGAUGGCUAAGCAACAGGAGCAGGACCCCACUAACCUGUACAUCUCCAACCUGCCUGUGUCUUUGGAUGAGCAGGAGUUGGAGAAUAUGCUGAAGCCCUUCAGUCAGGUCAUCUCUACACGCAUCCUUAGAGAUGCCAAUGGCACCAGCAGAGGAGUGGGCUUUGCCAGGAUGGAGUCAACAGAGAAAUGUGAGACUAUCAUUCAACAUUUCAACGGCAAAUAUAUCAAGACUCCACCUGGAGUUCCAGUGCCCUCGGAACCCCUGUUAUGUAAGUUUGCAGACGGAGGACAGAAGAAGAGACAGAGCCAGGGAAAGUACCUGCAGCAUGGCCGUCCCUGGACAAGAGAUGGAGAAACGGGAGGAAUGACACUGACCUAUGACCCCACCACAGCCUUACAGAAUGGGUUCUACUCAGCUCCCUACAGUAUGGCCCCCAACAGAAUGAUCGCUCAGACCUCCCUCCCCCCCUACAUGCACUCUCCUGUUAAUACCUACCAGAUCCACAGUCCACAGUCCUGGAUGCAUCAUCAGUCAUACCUCAUGCAGACCUCAGGCCAACUCCUGACACAGGGCAUGGACCACACCAUGUCCAUCCAGCCCACCUCUAUGAUGGGGCCUCCCACACAGCAGCUCAGCCACCUCUCUAUGGGCAGCAGUGGCACGUAUAUGCCGGCAAACACAUCAAUGCAAGGGACCUACAUCCCUCAGUACACCCAAGUGCCUCAAAGCAACGUUUCAGUCGAGGUUGCCCUGGAGACCCCCACAGAACACGCAGACUACUCCUACCAGCACAGCAAGUGAAGAGGAGACACUGGUGGGUUUACUAGAGUCUGUCUCCUGGGCAACCUGCCGCCCAUACAGCUCAGCUCAUAGUGACUCUGGGCAGUGCACACCAGACAGAUGGAGGAAUACGGACCAGACUGUCACACUAAAGACAAAAGGAUAUUUUCAAAUCAGAGUUGGGACACGUGGAACAUCUAUUUUGAUAACAGAACAUGACUCUUUUGUCGAAGAAAGAGAAAAACACACCACACACAUUAUUUUCUGUGCACGUAUUAACAAAUUAUUUUUCACACUAUUCUGGGGAGAAUGAAAAGCAGCAAUAUAAGUUACACCACCAUGUGUCAUUUUAGAGUCGUCCUUUAGUUUUAGUUGGACAUUUUUUAUAUGCAGAUUUUUUUUGGUCAUGUUAUUUUUAAGCUUUUCAUCAGUUUGUUUUUGUUGCACAGAUUCAACAAGUAAAUGAUCAAUGAUUUGUUUCUUAAUUUCACAAUGCCAUUGUUGUUUUUGUUCACUUCACGCUGCUUGUUUUAAUUGUGUAAUUGUUUGAAGAGAGAAGGCUGAACAAACUGCUCAAGUUACUUAGAUGUGUGUCAUCUGGUGGUAUCACCUGUUUUCUCUCUAAAGGGACAAGAAUUGCAGGAGAAUGAAACAUUAUUGGAAGUGGUCUUACUGUUUUUAGCACUUGGGUCCCUAGUUCAAAUUGUCACAAUUUAAAUAGAUAUUUAGAUAGAACGCUUAAGACAAUCAAAUAUAUUGAAAUUAUUAUUUCCAGAUUCUGGCUAAUUAUAAUAAAAUUAUACAGGGAAAAUGAAAAAUAUGCGCACAAUAAAAUUUGACAGAGUAAUUUAGUUGUUAUAUUUUGUGAAUGUAUUGCUCCAAUGCUACCCAACAACAUAAGUCUUUCAAUUUGGUUUUAGUGGGUUAAGCUGCUACCAUUUAAACAGACCCAACGUUGUUCUUAGGAGUUCAUAUCACUGAGUGUUGAGCUAGUAGUUGAAGAAGUAAAUUAGAGAUCCAAAAAGUAUGGCCAGUACUGAGAUACGUUGCCGUGCCUUUUUGAUUCCAGCUUUCUCUCCGUCUGUUGAUUCCUCUGUUUUUGUUUGUUUGUUUUGAUUAUGAGUGAAAAUUUUGUUUAUUUAAAGAAAGUUUUCUUGAUUUAAAAAAAAAAAAAAUCCAUUUAGUAUUUUUAAGAUUGAUCAAUGUUAUUUUUGGUAGUGUGCAUUGAGUAGGUACUUGUUUCUUUGGACAGUAGAUUCAAGUAAAAAAUACAUAUUUGUUGUCUUUUUUUGAAAUAGUGUCUACCAUUACUGUCAUUUGUGUUUUGGGGUGUGACUACAAGGAAUACAGCUACGGCCGGAAUUGUCGUAGCAGCUUAGAACAUUUUAGCGAACCCUAACCCUUUUCCUAACCUUAACCUGCCACGAUAAUGAUCCUAACUUGCUUCGUAAAUUCUCCUAACCUGAUAAGAAGAAGGCACUUCCAGUCAUAGUAGUACUCCUGCUAGUGAGAACUGUGUGUUUGUUUUUCUCCAUCUCUGGUUUUAUUUUCAAUCACGUGGAAAAGGCUUUAAAUGUUUGAGAUUUCCAAUCCAUCUGUGUCAACAGGUUUUGGCAAUUUCACACUGGUGUGCGUACUGCUCAUCAGUCCAAGAUAAUGUGUUAUACCUCUUACAAAUAAUUUCUGAAAUGUGUCCCAAAUUGUAAUCAUUCAGUCAGUGGUUAGGGAAUGCAGUGUCUAAAAAGUUAUAUUACCUCCUAGAGCAAUGUAGAACCUUGCACAAUGUUAAUAAUGUGCAAGGUUCUGAGAUGUUUUAUGAGAUCACAACUUCCAUGGUUCUCAAGGCGGCUCUCACAGUCACAGCAGGUACUGUGUCCAUAUCCUCACUCUUCUGUCCUAUGUUCAGAAACUAGGCCACCAUCCAAGGUCAAACCUCUAAUCCGACUGUUAUUUCUCAAAAUGGCCAGUGAUCUAUGCAAUUAAUUUAUUGUCUACAAUAAUGCAAUACUUAUAUUUCAGGUGAAAACAAAUGGACUGUUUGUCAAUAGUGACUUUUGAAAUGCAAAUGUGUCAUUCUGCUAUCAGUGGCUUUCAUUUGAGUUGAACUUAAUCCAAAACCUUGAGUUGUACGACUAUCAGCCUCAUUGUCAUCUAAUGACAGUGAGAUGGCUGCGUGAAAGGGAAUGCUUCAUGAGAUUGGAGCAAAUCCCUCAGACAUCUUGCAGAAGGCCUCACACCAUCUAACAAUGGGAUACAGACGACCUUGUCCAGCCAGAUAGGGUCCUUAUUGUUGUUGGUUAACCAAAUAUUGGUAGAUUUGUUUUGUUUGUUACCAAAGACGACUUCCGGUAGGCAUUUGAACAUUUCUUCUAAGUGAUCAAUGCUGUAGAAUAAAUCUGUAAUUUGUUUUAUCUUGUUCCUUUCCAUUGAUUUGUUGACACCAGUAAUAAUCUCUAUGAAUCAUUAAUUCAUUUGUGGUAGGAAGUAAGAAUCACAGAAAUGCCUUAGAUUUCAUCAAGAGGGGAUUUAAAGAGUGCUACACACUACAUUACUAUCUGGAAACAUGCAUCCAUUGUCUGCAGAUGUUUGAUAAACAGGAAUACUUUUCUUAGAUUGAGGAAACCACAAUUCAAUGUUUGAUACACUAUCCGUCAUAUUUAUUUUGAGGCCGUCAUCAUUCCAGAUUGUUGUUUAACUCAAAUAAAAUGUUCAGCCUUAGUUUGAAAUGUCAAAAUGCUCUUGCCCUUUUCCAUAGUUCAGAUAUUCAUUCAGGAGUGUCAGUGUCACUCCAUGAAGGGCCUAGUAGCGUCUGCUGCUUUUCCUUUCAAUUAAGACCGACAGUGCAUUCGCAAAGUAUUCAGACCGCUUCACUUUUCAACAUUGUUACAUUACAGCCUUAUUCUAAAAUGGAUUCAUUAACAUGUUUUCCUUAUCUACACACAAUACCCCAUAAUGACAAAGUGAAUACAGAUUUUUAGAAGAAAAAUGUAUUUACAUAAGUAUUCAAACCAAGCCAUGAGGUCAAAGGAAUUGUCUGUAGAGCUCCAAGACAGGAUUGUGUUGAGGCACAGGCCUGGGGAAGGGUACCCAAACAUUUCUGCAGCAUUGAAGGUCCCAAAGAACACAGUGGCCUCCAUAAUUCUUAAAAUGGAAGAAAUUUGAAAACUGGCCAAACUGAACAAUUGAGGGAGAAGGGCCUUGGUCAGGGAGGUGACCAAGAACACAAUUGUGUCUCCGACAGAGCUCCAGAGUUCCUCUUUGGAGAUGAGAGAACCUUCCAGAAGGACAACCAUGUCUGCAACACUCCAUCAAAUCAGGCCUUUAUGGUAGAAUGGCCAGACGGAAGCCACUCCUCAUUAAAAGGCACAUGACAGCCCGCUUGGAGUUUGCCAAAAGGCAUCUAAAGGACUCUGACCAUUAGAAACAAGAUUCUCUGGUCUGAUGAAACCAAGAUUGAACUCUUUGGCCUGAAUGCCAAGCUUCACAUCUGGAGGAACCCUGGCACCAUCCCUACGGUGAAGCAUGGUGGUGGAAGCAUCAUGCUUUGGGGAUGUUUUUCAGCAACAGGGACUGGGAGACUAGUUGAGGGAAAGAUGAACGUAGCAAAGUACAUCCUAGUGGUUAGAGCGUUGAUCUAGUAACCGGAAGGUUGCAAGUCCAAAUCCCCGAACUGACAUGGUACAAAUCUGUCAUUCUGCCCCUGAACAGGUAGUUAACCCACUGUUCCUAGGCCGUCAUUGAAAAUAAUUUGUUCUUAACUGACUUGCCUAGUUAAAUAAAGGUAAAAUAAAAAUAGAGAUCCUUGACGAAAACCUGCUCCUGAGCGCUCAGAAUCUCAGACUGGAGCGAAUGUUCACCUUCCUACAGGACAAUGACCCUAGACCACGCAGGAGUGGCUUUAGGACAAGUCUCUGAAUGUCCUUGAGUGGCCCAGCAAGAGCCCGGACUUGAACACGAUUGAACAUCUGGAGAGAGCUGAAAAGAGCUGUGCAGCGACGCUCCCCAUCCACCCUGACAGAGCUUGAGAGGAUCUGCAGAGAAGAAUAUUUGGUGAGUUUCUCCCACAGGUAUGCCAAGCUUGUAGCGUCAAACCCAAGAAGACUUGAGGCUGUAAUUGCUGUGAAAGGUGCUUUAAAGUACUGAGUAAAGGGUCUGAAGACUUUUGUAAACCUGUCAUUAUGGGGUAUUGUGUAGAUAAACAAGGAAAAAAUAGAUUUCAGAAUAAGGCUGAAACAUAAAAUGUGGAAAAAGGGAAGUGGUCUGAAAACCUUACAAAUGACAACCAGGUGAGGAGUUACUUACUAAUCAGUGACCUAAAUUCAUCAAUCAAGUUGGAAGAGCGAAAAAACCCACAGAUUCUCUGCCCUCCGUGGAAUGAGUGACACGUGAUUUACAUGAAGAGUCCACUUGAAACAUCUUGCUGCAAUUUAGGAUUUGAAGGUUUGCAGAGAAGUUGGUUCUAGUGAUUGUACUUUUAUUCACUUAUGUGCCACACUAGCAGGUCUUAAUUGUCCUGUUCUAGACAAACACAGCUUUAAGAGGUUUUUUUGAUUUGAUGUUUUUGAAUUUGGUGCUUUUUUGAAAUAAAUUGUUUUUGUUCAUGUG
Messenger RNA from Oncorhynchus masou masou (cherry salmon), 5825 nucleotides. Its product is annotated as RNA-binding motif, single-stranded-interacting protein 2-like. The transcript has 13 exons. The coding region runs from base 54 to 1241 and encodes 395 amino acids. The record is from RefSeq and is a predicted model, not a curated record. Gene Ontology annotation, cellular component: cytoplasm; ribonucleoprotein complex; nucleus. Gene Ontology annotation, molecular function: mRNA binding. NCBI's taxonomy places the organism in Eukaryota, Metazoa, Chordata, Actinopteri, Salmoniformes, Salmonidae.